AGAGUUCAGAACCUUUCAACAUGAAGGUGCUCCUAGUAUUUGCUUUGACCCUGGUCUUCGUCUCGCUGGUUUCAACGGCAUCGUUUCUUCAGGAACAAUCCGAGAAUGUUGGCAUUAUCAACGGACAUAACGCUUCGCCUGGUCAGUUCCCCUAUCAAGUCCAAAUAACGGGCAUUAAACGCCCACUAGCUAAUUGCACCGGCUCCUUGAUUGACCACAAUUGGGUGUUGACUGCCGCCAGUUGCAUAGGACAAGCCGAUCAUGUUUUCGUUUUAUUGGGCAGUAUUAACCGUUCAUCUGCUCCGGUCUUUCGUGUAGUCAACAAGAAAGACAUCAUCGUAUUCAAGGAUAUUCACAAGUCUUUACCUUUCGCCGAUAUCUCGCUUCUUCGCAUUAAACAUGUUGAGUACAACAAAAACAUUCAACCCGUUAAGCUACCGAAGAUCCAAUCACACUAUCAAACCUAUGCUGGUUCUGAGGCUAUCUUUACAGGCUGGGGAGUUACCCUUAACGCUUCCAACAAUGAGCCCAAAAUACUACAGUAUGGUAAAGUCGAAAUCAUAAACAAUACAGACUGCAGCGCUUUAUAUGGACAAAAAAUUUCCUCUGCCUUCAUCUGCACUUCGUCUGCCUCGGGUGUAAUCCCAUUUAUCGGCGACUCUGGUGGCCCAUUAGUGCAAUUGCCCAGUUUGGUCCAAGUCGGUAUAAUCACGUAUAACGAAUUAGGAUACCCCGGUCUCUUCACCCGGGUUACCAGUUUCCUCGAGUGGAUCAAGCAUCACACCGGUCUCCCUUUGUAAUUGAUGACUUCAAUUUAACCUAAAGAUGUUACCUAUAAGGGGCUAAUACUAUAUAUACCCGCUACCCAUUUUGAAUAAAAGCAAAAAAUUGCGGUAUUAUUUUCAAAAUAUUCCGAAAAUACUAUAAAAUACUUAAAAUAUACCAAACGCUAUAUUUGAUAU
This is a messenger RNA of Drosophila albomicans, 962 nucleotides long. RefSeq names its product collagenase-like. Gene Ontology annotation, molecular function: serine-type endopeptidase activity. The record is from RefSeq and is a predicted model, not a curated record. Gene Ontology annotation, biological process: proteolysis. Bases 21 to 800 code for a protein of 259 amino acids. NCBI's taxonomy places the organism in Eukaryota, Metazoa, Arthropoda, Insecta, Diptera, Drosophilidae. The transcript is spliced from 2 exons.